AUGUCAUAUUGCGUUCGCCUGCAUUUAAAUAAAAAAGAAAGAAGGCCUUUUUUUUCUUUCUUUUUUCUUUCUUUUUAUCUCUCUUUCUUUCUUUCGUUUUUCUUCUGCUUUCUUUCUUUUUCUUACUUUCUCUCAUUCUCUCAUUCUUUCUUUCUUUCUACCUUUUUCUUUCUUUUCUUCUUUAUUAAUUUCUUUUUCUUUCUUUUUUCUCUUUUCAUUCUGUCUUUCUGUUUUCUUUCUUUCCUUCUAUCUUUCCUUCUUUCUUUACUUCUUUCUUUACUUCAUUAUUUCUUUCUUUUUCUCUCUGUCCUUUUCUUUCUUUUUCUUUCUUUCAUUCUUUCUUCCUUUUUCCUUCUUUUUCUUUCUUUCUUUUUUCUUUCUUUUUUUUCAUUCUUUUCCUUCUUUUUUUCUUUCUUUUUUUCUUUCUUUCUUUACUUCUUUCUUUUUCUCUCUUUUCUUUUUCUUUCUUUCUUUCUUUCUUUGUUCGUUUGGUCGUAUUUCAUUGUUUUCCUUAAUUUUCUUUCUUUUUUCUUUCGUAUUUUCUUUUUUUCUUUUACUUGUUUCUCUUCUUUCAUAUUUUCUUUCUUUCGAUAA
Acanthosepion pharaonis is the source of this 594-nucleotide messenger RNA. The record is from the annotation of a GenBank genome assembly. NCBI's taxonomy places the organism in Eukaryota, Metazoa, Mollusca, Cephalopoda, Sepiida, Sepiidae.